CCUCAGGGCGGGACUGUGGGGGCGGGGCUUCAGGAGGGGCUAGAUGCGCAGGGAAGAUCUACCAUUUGCACUCUGCUUGCGGCCGCCAAGUUCUCUGGUCUGCGAAAGUCAUGUUACCCAACACCGGGAAGCUAGCAGGAUGUACCGUGUUUAUCACAGGUGCCAGCCGUGGCAUUGGCAAAGCUAUUGCAUUGAAAGCAGCAAAGGAUGGAGCAAAUAUUGUCAUUGCUGCGAAGACCACCCACGCACACCCAAAACUUCAGGGCACAAUCUACACUGCUGCUGAAGAGAUUGAAGCAGUUGGAGGAAAGGCCUUGCCAUGUGUUGUUGAUGUGAGAGAUGAACAGCAAAUCAGUGAUGCAGUCGAGAAGGCGGUCAAGAAAUUUGGAGGAAUUGAUAUUUUGGUCAAUAAUGCCAGUGCUAUUAGCUUGACCAACACAUUGGAAACACCUACAAAGAGAGUGGAUUUGAUGAUGAGUGUGAACACCAGAGGCACCUACCUUACAUCUAAAGCAUGUAUUCCUUAUUUGAAAAAGAGUAAAAUCGCUCAUAUCCUUAAUCUCAGCCCACCGCUGAACCUAAAUCCAAUGUGGUUCAAACAGCACUGUGCUUAUACCAUUGCUAAGUAUGGUAUGUCUAUGUGUGUACUUGGAAUGGCAGAAGAAUUUAAAGGAGAAAUUGCAGUCAAUGCAUUGUGGCCUAAAACAGCUAUACACACUGCUGCCAUGGAUAUGCUGGGCGGAUCUGGUAUCGAAAGCCAGUGUAGAAAAGUUGAUAUCAUCGCAGACGCUGCAUAUUCCAUUUUCAAAAAACCAAAAAGUUUUACUGGCAACUUUAUUAUUGAUGAAAAUAUCUUAAAAGAAGAAGGAAUAAAAAACUUUGACAUCUAUGCAGUUAAACCAGGCCAUCCUUUGAUACCAGAUUUCUUCUUAGAUGAACACCCAGAAAUGGUUACCAAGAAAAUGGAAUCACAGGGUGGUAUUCCAGAGGUCAAAGAAGAAAAGCCACAGCCACAGCCACAGCUGCAGCCACAACCAAAAGCACAUGCUGGAGCUGUGGAAGAAACAUUUAAAAUUGUUAAAGACUCUCUCAGUGAUGACGUGGUUAAAGCCACUCAAGCAAUCUAUCUGUUUGAACUCUCAGGUGAAGAUGGUGGCAUAUGGUUUCUUGAUCUGAAAAGCAAGGGUGGGAAAGUCGGAUAUGGAGAGCCUUCUGAUCGGGUCGAUGUGGUGAUGAGCAUGUCUACAGAAGAUUUUGUGAAAAUGUUUUCAGGGAAACUAAAACCAACAAUGGCAUUCAUGUCAGGAAGAUUGAAGAUUAAAGGAAACAUGGCCCUAGCAAUCAAAUUGGAGAAGCUAAUGAAUCAGAUGAAUGCCAAACUGUGAAAGAAAAGAAAAAAAAUAUGUCGACUGCUAUGUUCACAAAGUAAAAAACUCAAAACUAAAAUCUAUUGUUGGUUUUCUUCCCUAUUGCAUUAUAAGGAUAUGCAUGUUCGUUCUGGAAAAAGAUAGAAUUUCUGUAUCUGUAAGACUUGAAAUUGCAAUUAAAACAGUUGGCUAAUUAAACAGAAGCUUCAUUAAGUGGAAUUCUAAGACAGUAUGUUUUAUUUCGAGAGUUUUGCUGAGCCUUGUAUCUAAUUUACUAUCUUCUGUCAGGAAAAGUAUCAUUAGCAAGUAGUCAGGCUCAAGCAAUAAAAUUCACUCCUUUGGAAGCACCUGCUCAUGUAAAAUGAUUGAGUUUGGGAUUGUAUAUUAAUGAUGUUUUAGAUUUUUAAAUACUUAUAAAGGAAAUUUUCUGGCGACGCCCAUAGCUCAGUGGGUAGGGCACUGACCAUGUAUACCGGAGCUGGAGGUUUCAAACCCAGCCCGGGCCAACAGUGACAACUGCAACAACAACAAAAAAAUAGCCAGCAAUGAAUCCUCAACAAUAAAAAAAAAAUUUUUUUUUUUUGAGACAGAGUCUCACUAUGUCCCCCUUGGUAGAGUGCUGUGAUGUCACAGCUCACAGCAACCUUAAACUGUUGGGCCCAACCGAUUUUCUUGCCUCAGCCUUCCAAGUAGCUGGGACUUGUCAUUGUUGGUUAGGUGGCCUAAGCCAGGUUCGAACCUGCCACCUUCAGUGUAUGUGGCUGGCACCCUAACCACUGUGCUGUGGGUGCUGAGGCAAAAAAAAAUAGCCGGGUGUUAUGGCAGUCACCUAUAGUCUCAGCUACUUGGGAAUCACUUAAGAGAAUCACUUCAGCCCAAGAGCUUGAGGUUGCUGCGAGCUGUGACACCACAGCACUCUACCCAGGGCGACGCUUGUGACUCGACUCAAAAUAAAAAAAUUUUUUUUUUUACUACAGUGUAUUUCACAAAAAUCACAUUAUCUACUUAAUAAACACUACUUGUAGAGACUAAAUGAAACAAAACCAUUUGUUAACUAGCUUUCCAGGUGCUGUUAUCUAUAGGAAAAUAUUAUUAAUGUAUUAAUAAUUUAACUAAUGGGAGUAUGUAUCCUAUUUAAAACUAUGCAAAUAAUGUCCUAAAAUAAAAUAAUUUUUUCCCUAAAAAUACGCAUUUGGUCAACAUUUUGAAAUGAGAACCUUAGAAAUAAAAGGCUGGGUGCAGUGGCUCACACCUGUAAUCCCAGAACUCUGGGUAGGCCAAGGCGGGUGGAUUGCCUGAGCUUACAGGUUCAAGACCAGCCUGAGCAAGAGUGAGACCCCAUCUCUAAAAAUAGCAGUGCAUUGUAGCAGGCACCUGUAGUCCUAGCUACUUAGGAGGCUAAGGCAAGAGGAUCGCUUGAGCCUAAGAGUUUGAGGUUGCUGUGAGCUGUGAGAACACAACACUCAACCUGGGUGACUGAGACUCAGUCUCCAAAAAAAAAAAAAAAAAGAAGGUUGGUGUGGGCUGAAUUGUGUACCCCCCUUCCAGAUUCAUUUGUGGAAGUCCUAACCCCCAUUCCCUUCAAGUGUGACUGUAUUUGGAGAUUACCAUUAGCAGGGGCUCAAAUCCAAUCUGAUGUCUUUAUAGAAGAAGUUUGGACAUAAAAAGAGAUACCAGGGAUAUGUGCACAGAGUAAAGAGCAUGAGAAGCCACAGUGAAAAUGUGGUCAUCUGUAAACCAGGGAGACAGGCCUCGGGAGAAACAGUCCGACACCUUGAGCUUUAACUUCUAAUCUCCAAAACUGUGAGAAUAAGUUUCUGUUGUUAAACUACCCAGUCUGUGGCAUUUUGUAUAUCAACCUUAGCAAAGUAAUCCAGUGAUUUGUGGGGAAGGGGGAGCUAAACUUUAAAAAAGCCCUUUUCAUUUCUGUCGGUUAAAAGUACUGGCCAGGCUCGGUGGCUCAUGCCUAUAAUCCUAGCACUUGGGAAGGCUGAGACAGGAGUUCAAGACUAGCCAGAACACGAGUGAGACCUUGUCUCUACUGAAAAUAGAAAAAAUUAGGGGGCAUGGUCGCACAUGCUCAUAGUUUCCACUACUCAGGAGGGAUCCCAGGAGUUGGAGGUUACAGUGAGCUGUGAUCGCACCACUGCACCCCAGCCCAGGGGACAGAGCAAGACCCUGUCACAAGAAAAUAAUAAUAAAAACUUGUUUAGUGUAAUUCUUUUACUUCUCAUCUUCUACUCUCUAAGAUUAUGGUACUAAUAAGCAAUUUAGCUAAUUCUGGUAUUUCUCAAAAUUAUAAUGUUAGGAGCAUUUUAAUCUGUAUUUUACAAUUGAGGAAACAGGAUCAGAGAUGGGAAAGGAUUAACCCAAGGCUAAAAGUAACAAGGCUUAUCCAACAAAAAUCUCCCAGUACAUUGACCUUUAAUGGAAUUUGAAGAUAUCACCACUUCCUCUGUGAAGCCCAGCUAAUUGACUUUGGGGCAUAACUUCCCAACUCCCAGUCAUUUCAGGUACAUGAGGAUCCUGGUCAGACUUUCUCAGCAGGCUCCUUUUCUACCGAAGUAAGACUUCUAUCUCUGCAUUCUCCAAAUGGUCUCGUUGUGCCCAGGAGUUCCACAAAGACCACACUGCCAAACAAGUUAAAUUUAAAGAGAAAUCCUUUUAUUGAAGAUCGGGCUGGCGACUGCCUCAGUGUCCCAACAUGAGGUUUCUGAGAGCAGCCCUGAGUGCUUAAGGGGUCGGGUUUUUAAGGCCUGGUCUGCAUCCUGGUUGGCACGCAGGCUGGUCAGGUGCAUCUAAGUAGGGUAGCAAGCAAGCAUUGUAUAGAAGCAGAAUUUUGCAAUUGGUCAGUCAUACGUCAUAUAUCUUUGUUUAGUAUUUUCCCCUAUACCUCUUAGUUUCAGUACUUCCCCCCCAUACUUCUUAGCCUCAUUGCUUUCCCCACCUGGUAUUGUUUAAAGGUCAGUUCGGGGACAGUUGGUGCCUCCCGGCUAGUUUCCCAGGGAGUUAGCCAAGCAAGAAACUGGGAGUGAACUAGAAGCAAGAAAUCAAUUAGUACUUUCUCAUUUAUCUUGGGGGUGAACUAGACUUAUUUUAUUUCUUUUUUAUUGAAAGCUUGCAAUCCUGAAAUUUGCCAGGAGUUAACAGUAUUUUUCCAUUAUAGCCUAGGCCUGACACCUUUCUAUCUUAGCCUAGACCCACUAGACCUAAAGAAUCCCCCACUGAUUCUAGGACCAUAAAUUGAAUCAUUAAUUUUAUCUCGAAUGUGGUUUGUUGUCUGUUUUAGUGGUGUGGGUACAUAGAUUACACCUUUCUCUCUUCCUUUCUUAAAGUUUAAAGUUUAAUUAAGACAAGUUCUGCAAGGAGUUUCCUCAGGCUUUAGUCUUGCGUGGACCAGCCAGCUUCCAGUAUGUGGCUGGAGCAGGGCACAUUGACCAUUUUAAAAGCCAUUUUUGCUUUCUACGGGGUAGUGAAGUUCUCUUUAGUUAGCUGUGAGGAAUUUAGGUGAGGGUUUCUUUCAUCUUGGCUGCCUUAAAUAGAACAUGGUUAAUUAUUAAUGACGGAGGUGAAGUUAAGGUUGGGUUUAGGGUAAGAGAAUGAAACUAUUUAGCAGUUAUUUACAAACAUUUACAAGUUCUGGAUUUCAAGGCUAAGGUUUACAUAAUGAGAACAUUAGUGUUCUUAUUUAUAAACUUAGCACGGUUUUUAAGAUAAUGCAUAGUUGUAAGAGUCUCUACAGAACCGAUUUAAAGUUCUGGAUAAUUCAAAUGAAUAUUCUUGAAUGCCAGAUGGGUGUGGGGCUACUUAUGAGGCUAUGUUACAGUUACAUUAUUUACUAGGAAAUUCUCAUUCAGGUUCCAAUUUUUCCUGAGGUAUUUAUAUAGACACAGUAGAUAAUGUUUAAUACUGUACAAAUUUUCUAGUGUGGCCAAUAGGCAAUUCUUGUUGAGUUUCAAGGUUUCAGAGGAAAUACGAUUACUGUAUAUAAUUCUAUACUCAUUGGCUGUUUUUUUUUUAUUUCAUUUAACAGAUUUACAUGUAAUCCAGUUAACUAUGUAUCAUCUUUAAAAUAUUUUAAUUUGUAAUUUUGUUUAAAGAAAUAUUUUAAACCUUUGAUAUUUGACAAAACUUCCAAAAUCAAAACUCUAAAUUUAGUCUUUUUGAAAAGACAUAUUAGGGUUAUUUGGAAAUAUAUAGGAAACAUUGUCAAAUAUGAAAUGGUAAUUAAUUUUAUAUAAAUUAUAUUUAUAUAUAUUCCAAUAUUAUAAAAUAAUAUUGUCAGAGUCGCACUCUGUCAUCCAGGCUUGAGUACAGUAGCAUUAUGAUAGUUCACUGUACCAACUCCUGGGCCCAAGUGAUGCUCCUACCUCAGUAUCCCAAGUGGCUUGGACUACAGCACAUGCCACCAUGCUGGCUAAUAUUUUCUAUUUUUGGCUCUUAACGCUUCUUGGCCUUUUGGCUAAGAUCAAGUGUAUUUUUGGCUCUUGCUCGGGCUGCUCUACAACUCUACCACAAAUGAUCCUCCCACCUUGGCCUCCCAGAGUGCUGAGAUUACAGGGAUGAGCCACUACCUACCCUGUUUCCCCGAAAAUAAGACAUCCUCCAAAAAUAAGACCUACUUACAGGAAAGAUAAGACGUCCCCUGAAAGUAAGACCUAGCGCAUCUUUGGGAGCACACCUUAAAAUAAGACACUGUUUUAUUUUUGGGGAAACAGGGUAGCUCCAAUCCACUUUUUUCACUAUGCUAUCUCCUUAUUCCUACCAACACUGCCUUACAAAAGCUGACCAUUCUGUAACACCUUGUGGGGCUCCUAUUUUACAGGCUGGACGCUGCCUGAUUCAUGAAUUACUAAAAAGAUAAUUAAGUUUAUUGACAUUCUUUGACAUUCUCAAAUGUUUGGGAAAAUGAAAAAUAUUGUUAGGCAGAGAUUGUGGGUUCUUUUUUUUUUAUUUUUAAUUUCAGUGUGCUUGUUCAUUCUUCUUUGUUUGAAGUACUCCUUUUUUGUUGAUUUUCUUCUUCCUCUGGCGGUGCUGGCUGUUUUUGAUGUUGUUAGUAGAGACGGGGUCUUACUCUGCUCACUGCUGCUCAUACUGGUCUUGAACCUCUGAGCUCAGACAAUCCACCCACCUUGGCCUCCCACAGCGCUGGGACUACAGGCGUGGGCCACCACGCCCGGCCAAGAUUGUGGGUUCUGAUCACUAAAACAUGAACUUGCUAAAUAUACUAUUCCAAGAGGUAAGUUAAGUCAAAGAGACCCUUUCUCUUUUCUUGAUUUACCUGCCUGAUUAUUGCCCUAAGCAAUAUUAGCUAGGUUACUCAUUGUAAUCUUUGCCUCCAAACUUUGGGGGUUUUUUUGAGAUAGAGUCUCACUCUAUCACACGCAGUAAAGUGCCAUGGAGUCAUAGCUCAUAGCAACUUCCAACUCCUGAACUCAAAUGAUCCUUUUGUCUCUGCCUCCCAAGUAGCUGGGUCUAUAGGUGCCUGCCAUAACACCUGACUAGUUUUUUUGUUUGUUUGUUUUUAAUAGACAGGGUCUUGCUCUUGCUCAGACUGGUCUUGAACUCCUGACUUCCAGCAAUCCACUGGUGUCAGCCUCCCAGAGUCCUAGGAUUACAAGUGUGAGCCACCGUGUCUGGCCCUACUUCCCAGCUUUUUAAAUUUUUCCAACCUGAGGUAAAUAAAGUUGACUGAUUUGGGGCCUUGUCAUGUUAGGGGACCAGCAAUAGUUUCCUGUAGUCCAUCUAACUGUGGGUAGAUUAAACCUUCAUUUUAACCUCAUUGCUGUUCAUUAUUCCUCCCUUUUAAAGUAACCACCUAAAAACUUUCUACCCUAAAUUUUUAUUUCUAAAGGAUGGCUCCUAGGUAACACAAGGUAGAAAAUGUAUAUCUCAAAGGCACAGGACUUAGAUUUCAAGCCUAAAUACUAUUAUUCGCCUAGAGAAAGGAAAGAUAGGAGGCUCAGUUAAAAUAAAAUGAUCAAAAGUGAAGCUUGUUGAGACUGUUGCUCUGUCCCAUUGUAAAAAUUUGUAGUGAUUUUCCUUUAUACAGGCAGUCCUCAGGUUAUAAACAAGAUAGAUUCUACAGGUUUGUUCUUAAGUUGAAUUUGCAUGUUAAGUUGUAACAGCUACAUUGACCUACUAUUUGUAAUAGCCUCUGUUCCUAAGUACAAGUUGUACAUCAGUCCAAUGUUUCUAACUCGGGGACUGCCAAUAGAUAAAAAUUUUUACAAAGCAUAUCAAAAUAACUAAUUACCAGAAGGUCUUACUUCUGUUUCUGUUCAAGGCAGAACCCGUUAACAACAGGACAGACAAAAAUCAUUUUCAUGCCUGGACUCGGCAUGAAUAGAUAGCUCUGAAAAAGAAGCAAACCUCUUGACCUGAGGGCCUAACUUUUAUACACACCUUAUCUAGCUGUGUACAACUUUGGAGUAGAAUAAUAACUAAAUGAAAAGGUUGACAAUCAGUUUUCUUAUCAAUUAAUUGCUUAAACUUUUUAUUUGUCUUCUAUAAGGGGUCUUUUCAAGAGGCAAGAAUUUAAAAAAUCUUUUUAGAUGAUUAGACACAUCCAUAGGUAUUCCUGGGUGGGCCUGAUUCAGAAGCCCUCUUUUUUUUUUGAGACAGUCUCACUCUGUUGUCCCAGGCUAGAGUGCCAUGGCAUCAUAAGUCACAGCAACCUUAAACUCUUGGGUUCAAGCGAUUCUCUUGCCUCCACCUCUCAAGUAGCUGGGACUAUAGGCGCCUGCCAUGACACCUGGUUAAGUUUUCUAUUUUUAGUAGAGCCGGGGUCUCAUCUUGCUCAGUCUAGUAUUGAACUCCUGAGCUCAGGCAAUCCACCUACCUUGGUCUCUCAGAGUGCUAGGAUUAUAGAUGUGAGCCACUGCACACCUGGCCAGGAGCCAGUUUAUUUUUAAACUUUUGUUUUUUUUGGAGACAAAGUCUCACUCUGUCACCCUGAGUAGAGUGCUGUGGCAUUAUCAUAACUCACAGGAACCUCAAGCUCCUGGGCCCAAACAAUCCUCUGGCCUCAGUUUUUUCUAAUUUUAGUAGCCAUGGGGUCUUGCUCUUGCUUGCUCAGGCUGGUCUGGAACUUCUGAGCUCAAGCAAUCCACCCACUCCACCUCCCGGAGUGCUAGGAUUACAGAUGUGAGCCACUGUGCCCAACUUAAACUCACUUCUUUUUUAUCUAGAAUGUUCCACAUAAUGACCAUCAUAAUUAUAAUUUAUCUUCAGUAAGAUUUUCUCAUUUUUGUAUGUAUUUGAAGCUUCUGGGGCCUAGUAUUUAUACAUCAUAUAAAAAGCAAACAUGGGGUGGUGCCUGUGGCUCAAGGAGUAGGGCACCAGCCCCAUAUACUGGAGGUGGCGGGUUCAAACCCAGCCCCGGCCAAAAACUACAAAAAAGAAAAAAAGCAAACAUAGCCAAAAGGUGAAAUACUCAGUUCUUUUUUUUUUUUGUAGAGACAGAGUCUCACUGUACCGCCCUCGGGUAGAGUGCCGUGGCGUCACACGGCUCACAACAACCUCUGACUCUUGGGCUUACGCGAUUCUCUUGCCUCAGCCUCCCGAGCAGCUGGGACUACAGGCGCCCGCCACAAGGCCCGGCUAUUUUUUUGUUGCAGUUUGGCUGGGGCUGGGUUUGAACCCGCCACCCUCGGCAUAUGGGGCUGGCGCCCUACUCACUGAGCCACAGGCGCCACCCAAUACUCAGUUCUUUAAAAAUUAAGGAUCCCACAUUGACUCUUGGGUCUCAGAGCUGAGAUGAAACCCUAAGAAGAAACAGCAGGGUUGACUCAGGUAGUGGUUUCACAGCAUACCUUGUUGCAUAGGUAUUUUGUUGAGGCUGGCAGAUGACCCAGAUUAUCCCCCCCAGGGAGUUUUAUCUUUUGAUGGAGGGUCACUCAAAUGUCUUAAAUACCCGAAUUGUGCCCACCAUUCAAUUCGUGGCUUGUGUUCUGAGAUCCCCUUGAUCAACUUAGCCAAUGAUUCUCCCUUACCUAUGUAUGCAAAAAAGAAAACAAACAAACAAAAAAAAAAAAACAAA
This is a messenger RNA of Nycticebus coucang (slow loris), 9408 nucleotides long. RefSeq names its product hydroxysteroid dehydrogenase like 2 (gene HSDL2). NCBI's taxonomy places the organism in Eukaryota, Metazoa, Chordata, Mammalia, Primates, Lorisidae. Bases 111 to 1385 code for a protein of 424 amino acids. Gene Ontology annotation, cellular component: mitochondrion. The transcript is spliced from 11 exons. The record is from RefSeq and is a predicted model, not a curated record.